UUACUCGUAAAAACAAAACGCUCUAUUUCACGCUAAAUCUAUCACAGAGAGAACAACAAAUCAAUUUCCUUAUUUCAGAUAUCGGAUUCUUAGCUAUGAUAAACACCAACCGAAGAAAAUUAAUCAUAUCUUCUCGCGCCUCUUUCAUUUUCCUUUUCCUUUUCUUUUUCUUUUUCCUCACUAUCUUCAGAGCUUCCGCUCAAAAUCCUUAUUACCUGAAUCGUAAUUGUUCAAACACGAAAACUUUCACAAGAAACGACACUUACUUCACCAAUCUCAAUACCCUAUUGUCCUCUCUCUCUUCCCGUAACGCCUCUUACUCCACCGGUUUCCGAACCGCCACGGCCGGACAAGCCCCCGACAAGGUCACAGGACUUUUCCUCUGCCGCGGAGACGUGUCGGCGGAAGUUUGCCGUAGCUGCGUCGCCUACUCCGUUAGCGAAUCCUUAAAACAGUGUCCAAAUGAGAGAGAAGCUGUGUUCUAUUACGAGGAGUGCAUUCUCAGAUACUCUCACAAGAAUAUUCUAUCGACCGUUACGUACAACGGAUAUUUACUCAUGGACAACACGAAUAAUAUUUCUUCUAAUCAAAAUCAAAUAGAGCAGUUUGUAGGUUUGAUGUCGUUUACCAUGAACAGAGCAGCCCUCGAAGCAGCCAACAGUUCUAGAAAAUUGAGUACGAUAAAGAUCUAUUUAACCGAACUCCAGACAGUAUACGGGUUACUUCAGUGCACUCCGGAUCUUACAAGACAAGACUGCUUAAGCUGUUUGCAAAGUUCCAUUGAUAGAAUACCUCUUUAUCAAAUCGGAGCAAGAUUUAAUUAUCCGAGUUGUAAUGCAAGGUACGAGGUUUACCCUUUCUACAACGAAAGCGCAAUUGAAACACCACCAAUAUCAGCCCUUCCACCGGCUUCAGCUCCUCAACCACCACGACCUGGAGAAGGCCGAAACUCCUCUGUCAUAGUUAUCGCUGUUGUUGUUCCAAUCACCGUCCUUUUUCUUCUUUUCAUAGCUGUUUUUUAUUUCCGGACUAAGAGAAAAAGGACGAUUUAUGGGACAGAACCACUAGCUGGAGACAGAGAUGAUCUUACAACAGCAGGGUCACUUCAGUUUGAUUUUAAGGUGAUAGAGGCAGCAACAAAUAAUUUUUCGCAGAGUAACAAGCUUGGUGAAGGUGGAUUUGGUGAAGUUUACAAGGGUACAUUUCCUAGUGGAGUACAAGUUGCGGUGAAGAGGCUAUCGAAGACAUCAGGACAAGGUGAAAGAGAGUUCGAAAACGAAGUUGUUGUUGUUGCAAAGCUCCAGCAUAGAAAUUUGGUAAAGCUGCUUGGUUAUUGUUUAGAAGGAGAUGAGAAAAUACUUGUGUACGAGUUUGUGCCCAACAAAAGUCUUGAUUACUUCCUCUUUGACUCUACGAUGCAGAGCCAGCUCGACUGGACCAUACGAUACAAGAUCAUAGGAGGAAUUGCUAGAGGAAUUCUAUAUCUUCAUCAAGAUUCACGACUCACAAUCAUACAUCGUGACCUCAAAGCGGGUAACAUCCUCUUGGACGCUGAUAUGAACCCCAAAGUUGCAGAUUUUGGAAUGGCCAGAAUUUUCGAAAUGGAUCAAAUAGAAGCCAAUACGAGAAAAGUAGUUGGAACCUAUGGUUACAUGUCCCCCGAAUAUGCCAUGUACGGCCAAUUCUCAAUGAAAUCAGAUGUUUAUAGUUUUGGCGUAUUAGUUCUUGAAAUUAUAAGCUGCAAGAAGAACAGUAGCCUGUAUCAAAUGGAUGGUAAUGCUGGAAAUCUGGUUACAUAUACUUGGAGACUAUGGAGGAAUGGGGCGCCAUUAGAGCUUGUGGAUCCGUCUUUUGGAGAUAACUAUCAAACACGCGAAAUUACCAGAUGCAUCCAUAUCGCUUUACUCUGUGUUCAAGAAGAUGUUGAAGAUCGUCCAACUAUGUCAACGAUCGUCCAAAUGCUCACUACUAGCUCAAUCGCUCUCGCCGUGCCUAGACCACCUGGAUUUUUCUUCCGAAGCAAGCAUGAACAAGCAGAACGAGCAGGUCCAUCUAUGGAUACAUUUGCUCUCUGUUCCGUCGACGAAGCUUCCAUCACUUGUUUAGCUCCUCGUUGAAGACAAAACUUUUCAUAAAUCCCAACUUCUGUGAUAUAUGAUUCUAGCCAAUUAAGAUUGACAGUGAACAGAAAAGUCGUCUAAGUUAAACUGGUUACAUUUUUUAUUUUCUUUAUGUGCAAAACAAGGAUUC
Molecule: messenger RNA, 2250 nt
Organism: Camelina sativa (false flax)
Lineage: Eukaryota; Viridiplantae; Streptophyta; Magnoliopsida; Brassicales; Brassicaceae
Product: cysteine-rich receptor-like protein kinase 19
Biological process (GO): protein phosphorylation; defense response to bacterium
Cellular component (GO): plasma membrane
Molecular function (GO): protein serine/threonine kinase activity; ATP binding
Source: RefSeq, a predicted model, not a curated record